Molecule: messenger RNA, 447 nt
Organism: Microthlaspi erraticum
Lineage: Eukaryota; Viridiplantae; Streptophyta; Magnoliopsida; Brassicales; Brassicaceae
Source: the annotation of a GenBank genome assembly
AUGGCUUCGAAACGGAUCUUGAAAGAGCUCAAGGAUCUCCAGAAGGAUCCUCCUACCUCCUGCAGUGCUGGCCCGGUUGCUGAAGACAUGUUUCACUGGCAAGCUACAAUCAUGGGACCAUCGGAGAGUCCUUACUCAGGCGGAGUCUUUCUCGUUACCAUCCACUUCCCUCCGGAUUACCCUUUCAAGCCACCAAAGGUUGCGUUUAGGACCAAAGUGUUUCACCCUAACGUGAACAGCAAUGGCAGCAUCUGCCUUGACAUUCUCAAGGAACAAUGGAGCCCAGCACUCACCAUCUCCAAGGUUUUGCUCUCGAUCUGCUCGUUGUUGACGGAUCCCAACCCAGAUGACCCUUUGGUUCCAGAGAUUGCGCACAUGUACAAAACCGACAGAGCCAAGUACGAGUCUACUGCUAGAAGCUGGACUCAGAAGUAUGCGAUGGGUUGA